GGUCCCAAUAUAAGCAGCUGCUUGCAGAGUUUCUGUCUCUCCCAGCCGAUCAGCAACUCUUGCCUUUCCUUCUCCACUCCUUGGUCACGAACAGACAAACGCCUACCAAACACCAUGCCUGCCGACUUCAGCGGAAAGUGGGUUUCCGGCAAGUCCGAGGGCUGGGACGUCUUCCUGUCCAAGUUCGGCAUCCCCGUCGACAAGAUCCCGACCGACAUCAAGGUGACGGAGGAAAUCAGCCAGAGUGGUGACAAGAUCAACAUCAAGACCACCAACAACAAGGACGACAACGUCAAGGAGGUGACCAUCAACGUGGGCAGCAACCACAAGGGCAUGGUGGCGCCGGGCGUGGAGAUGGAGUUCACCACGGCGUGGGAAGGGGCCAAGCUGGUCCUGCAGAAGGUGGGCGGCAAAGGCGGGUCUUCCCGGGAAUUGGUGGGUGCUCAGAUGCUAGUCACCGUGGAUGCUGACGGUACAAUCGCCAAGAGCUACUAUGAUAAGGCUUAGGUGUAUGCAAUAAAGACAAUCUAAUUGAUGCAGAUCCGAGCCCGGGCAAAAGAGGACGUGUCCUUAUAUACUGGAGACAAAGGAUUCAACAUAACGCUGAGACCGGUGCCAGUUGCAAAUCCGGUAGGUCAAAACUCGGCGUUAAGUAUCAAUGUUCACCACCUUUCCUCUAAAAUGUCCAUUUUUUGCCCGGCCUGUGCGGAUCUGAAAUUUCAGUAGUUUUGUAUUAGUUUGACUUAGAAGUAGCACCAGAUUAGAAGCCGCCAUGAGAGGCUCAUAAAAGAUUCUUCAUUUGAUGACGUAGUAAAUUAUGUUCCGAUAGCUUCAGUUAUAGACACUGUUAUGUUUGUUUGAGUACAAAAAAAUCAUGACUUGCUGAAAACCCAGACUAUUCGACCAAACUGUUGGUACAUAUCGCUUCAUUCAACUCAAAGCUACUUGCAACAGAAAAGAAGCCACUUUGACAUUAGUCAUGCGAAGUAGGAAUGCUUUCAUAGAUGUACUUUUUAAGGAGAUGGAUACCUCUGCGUAUAUCCAGUAUUCAGUCUUCAUUAAGAGACAGAUAUGUAAUAAUGAAAUGUUUGUUAUAUUACACUUUUAAACAAAAAGUGUUAUACCUUCCUCGAUGUUUGGAAAAAUCGAUCCAGAUAGAACUCAAUAAAUAAAAUUUUCAAAUGUAAUCGUUG
Messenger RNA from Patiria miniata (bat star), 1193 nucleotides. RefSeq lists its product as uncharacterized. Gene Ontology annotation, molecular function: fatty acid binding. The transcript has 2 exons. The coding region runs from base 115 to 507 and encodes 130 amino acids. Gene Ontology annotation, biological process: fatty acid transport. Gene Ontology annotation, cellular component: cytosol; nucleus. The record is from RefSeq and is a predicted model, not a curated record. NCBI's taxonomy places the organism in Eukaryota, Metazoa, Echinodermata, Asteroidea, Valvatida, Asterinidae.